AUGUCAACUGAGUCAGGAUCACCGGCACAGGCCAAUAAUUCUAAACUUUACUCACCACCCAGUUUAAUGGACCGUAGUGGCCGCUUUCGUCCAGUUUUCGCUAUUUGCAUGUUUAGUAUCCAUCUGUUUUUCGCGAUCGUAAUAGUUGUGAUCGGCACGAUCGGCUCCACACUCAGCUGGCCAAACACUGAACGUGAUGAUGCAUCGUCCGUUUACUUUAUCAUCAUUUAUCUACGCAUCGCCUACUGGCUGGUAACGUACGUGAUCCACGAACGGAACAAGCGAGAAUUCGUUCGGUUAGCUGAGCCGGACUUUGAUCAUUACCGCACCCUGGCUGUCUAUCGAAAGGCUCCACUGCAGAUAGCAACACUGUGGAAUGUGAUUCUUCUCACGGUCCAGAACCAGGUGCGGUACCUUUUUCCGUACGAUCAUCAAGCGGCCAACGGUGUCGAUGGGACACCGACAGUUGGAGCACUGAAUCCAGCCAUCACCCCACAGGUGUUUGUCAUUGUUGUGUGUGCUCUGGAGCUGUUGGUUUUGUUGUGUUUUUAUGUGCCGCUUGUGAGGAUUCUUGUUGAUAUCCGAAGGUCAGAAGGUCAUGGCAAGGUGACUGACCUGCGCUAUCGUCGUAUGACGGACACGGAACUCGCCGAACAACCGAUGGAGUGGCAGCUGGAACGACAAGCUAUCCUGAUCAAACGGUACCGUACGGAACGCGAACGGUUACAGCGGGAAGCUAAACUGCUUGGCGUCGAUUACUGUUGAUCAAGCGUUGUUCGGAUGAUUCAUUGUGUUUUGUUG
Anopheles maculipalpis is the source of this 801-nucleotide messenger RNA. RefSeq lists its product as uncharacterized. Lineage: Eukaryota; Metazoa; Arthropoda; Insecta; Diptera; Culicidae. The record is from RefSeq and is a predicted model, not a curated record. The transcript is spliced from 2 exons. The coding region runs from base 1 to 765 and encodes 254 amino acids. Gene Ontology annotation, cellular component: late endosome; lysosomal membrane.